Messenger RNA from Wallemia ichthyophaga EXF-994, 375 nucleotides. RefSeq names its product UPF0041 protein C.11. Gene Ontology annotation, cellular component: mitochondrial inner membrane. The coding region runs from base 1 to 375 and encodes 124 amino acids. The transcript has a single exon. Gene Ontology annotation, biological process: pyruvate import into mitochondria. The record is from RefSeq and is a predicted model, not a curated record. Lineage: Eukaryota; Fungi; Basidiomycota; Wallemiomycetes; Wallemiales; Wallemiaceae.
AUGUCCACCUUCAGCAGAUUCGCUAGCUGGGCCAAAUCUCCCGCAGCGAGGGAGUACUUCUUCUCCACCCAUUUCUGGGGUCCAGUAGCCAAUUGGGGAUUGCCAUUAGCUGCUCUAGCCGACUUACGAAAGGAUGAGGAAAUCAUUUCUGGCACCAUGACAGCCACGAUGGUUGUUUACUCUACAACUUUCUCCAGAUUCGCGUGGAGAGUAAACCCACGCAAUUACUUGCUUCUCGCUUGUCACGCUACAAACGCAGUAACCCAGUCUGUCCAAGCCCUUAGAUUCUCCAAUUACUGGUACUUGGGCGGAAGAGAGGGUAGGUUGGCUGAGAAAGCUUCGCUUGGUGCAGACGCUGCCAAUGCCGGUAAAUAG